UGUGUGUGUGUGUUGCAGAGGGACAACACACAUGACGUUUUUAGCAAUAAAACCACUUGAAUUAACAGCGAGACUUCAGAAGAUGCGACUCUGCCUCUGACCACUGAGACUGAAGCACUGUGAUAUUACAACUUCUGCAGCCUCACAAUGUCUUACAAUGAGUCUCUGCCCAUCCCCAUCCUCAAAUCCUCCAAAGAUGACCAGGCGACGAAGGUGGACGUCGACGCCAUCAUGGACAACGUCAGCAUCGUCCUCUACACACUUACUGUUGUUCUCGGCAUCACGGGGAACUUAGUGGUGAUCUGGGUGGCUGGAAUCAAGCUCAGACCAAAGGUCACCAAUGUGUGGCUAGUGAACCUGGCGAUAGCCGACUUGAUCUUCUGCUUCACACGAGUUUUCUCCCUCAUCAAAAAGCUCUUCUUUGACCACUGGCCCUUUGGCAUCUUUCUCUGCAAGUUCAACGGCUUCUUCAAAUACGCCAAUAUGUUCUGCUCGGUCUUCCUGCUGGCCGUGAUCAGCCUGGACCGAGUGCUCUGCAUCUGGCGUCCCAUCUUCACAAAGCGCCGACGCUCCCUGUUGGCCGCAAGGGUGGUGGCCGUCUUCGUCUGGACUGCAGCAGUCCUCCUCAGCACCCCCUACUACAUCUACCGCCAAGUCUACAUAGGAAAGAACAACCUGAGUAAGUGUUCGGUGGACGUGAAGUUGGCCGCAGAUGGUGACAAUGUCACCAGAGCCACUCUCUACUCCAUCCGCUUCCUAUGUGGCUUCAUGUUGCCUUUUAUGGUCAUCCUCAUCUGCUACAUCCUGGCCGGCCUCGGCAUCCGACGCACCCGCCUGGCAGGGAAGUCCCGCCCCCUUCGUAUAUUGGCAUCACUAGUCAUUGCGUUCUUCCUGUGCUGGGCACCGUACCACUGCCUCCUACUGGUGAAGAUGGUGGACAAUAAGAACCCGGUGGUGAAGAUCUGGCACCCUUUGGCGAAGGGCGUCGCCUACUUUAACAGCUGCGUGAACCCACUGUUGUACUUCUGCAUGGGGCUGGAGGUGAGGGGGCACUUCAGGCAGAGUCUGACGGGCGUUUACAGGAGAGCUCUGGCGGAUGACAUGGACGGACGGACCACUCAGUCCAACGAUCGCUCUUUGGACGAGAGUUCUGGCUCAAAGCACAGUCCUGCUGCGGUGGCGGGAAGGCGUCAGUCAGCCGUAAAUGUAGCUAAAGUUUAAGUCUCUUCUGAUAAUCCCUCCACUUAAAGGGCCACACAGGUGAUUUUUUUUAAUGUUUUUAACCCUCUGAACUUUAGUCAGUUUCUUUGUCUUUCCAUUUUUGCUCCUUUCACAUUUUUACUCAAUGUUUUGAGGUUUUUUUUUACUGCAAUAUGAAGUCCAACACUUCUAUGGAAACAAGACAACUAGCUAGAAGUAGAGCGAAGGUUUUUAGCAAGGCAAAGUUGCAAAGCCAUAAAACAGAAAAAGGUUGCACUUUUUGGAUAAUUUAUUUUACAAAAGUUUCAAAAACCUAGAAGUGUCCAUAGGUGUUACCUACACUGGAAGAAAUGGUACCUCUACAUACUUUAGAUAUUUCUCUACUUACAUUUUUAACUAAUUUCCAUACUUGUCUUGUCCCUGUGUAAACACAGCCUGCAGUUCACCUGACACAGAAUUUUCAGUAGUCACCAAUGGCUUCGCCGUUACACCAAGGAGCUCAGAAUUAAAAAAAAAAAAAAUAGAAUCUGCCACAAAUGGUUAGUUUUAAAUGUGACAUGUAGAAAAAAGUGAUCAUGGUGACAUAUCCCAAUUUUUAAGCUUAGAUUUAUUUUAGUUUCCUGAGAGACUAGCUUGUCACCGUUGAGUAGUGCAAUGGCAGUGUAAAGUUGAAAAUCUGACAAUUCUUUCUGUUUUUACAGUUUCUGACUUUGAUAAAUAACAUGCUUUACAAAUCAGAGGGAUGGCAGGGUGAAAUGAGAAUCAAACUUUAAUUCCUCUUAAAUAACAAUACCAAUUCCAGUAUUUCAGAAAGAAACAGGGAUUUAAUAAAAGUUCAACUAACAACUUUUCCAAAAGAGUAAUGAUUUUGUACAUAAUAUGUACAUAACUGGUAAUGACAUGAAAACCACCAAUGUGGUCCUUUAAGACUUUUCGUCUUUCAGUCGCAGUUUAAACCACUGACUCUCCAUCUCAGAGGAUUAAACUGUUGUUUAAAGAGGAAGGUGCUAAGUGUUAUUUUUAUGUACUCACAGUACUUCUGCUAAACAACGUAGACAAUUUGUUGUAAAUAUCUGAAUCCAUCAUGUAUUUUGUUUGUCCCACCUGCUGACCUUACAGUGAACAGACUCACUGGAUAAAUGUUCUCACACAGCAUGUGGUAUGUGAUGAUAGAAGGUGUGUAGAUGCAGAUUUUCCUGCUGAAUUGUGUUUUGACGCAUGUGAUUAAAGUUACAGCAGAAAAGUGGAAGUGUGGUGGGUCUGGAGGAAUAAGAAGGAAGGAAGAGGGAAGUGAAACUAUUAAAAGAAAAGCCCAUAAUAACUUUGGACAAGACUCCGUCUUGGGUAAAGAGGUCACUCUGAAGGUCGGAUGAACUGAAACUUUAUAGUACUCCAAGCAGUUUCUGGGCGUUUCUUUCCUCCUGUCACAUUCUUUUUUUACUCACCGUUGGCUCAUUUUUCAUCCCAAUAUAAAGUUCUGCAUCUCUAUGGAAACAGCACAACCAUAGAUAGACGUAGACACAACUUAAAGGUGUCUCUAUGUGCAGCAUAACAAAAUUUAAAUACCAUAAAUUGCAAAAAAAAAAAAAAAAAAAA
This is a messenger RNA of Stegastes partitus (bicolor damselfish), 2796 nucleotides long. RefSeq names its product C3a anaphylatoxin chemotactic receptor-like. Gene Ontology annotation, cellular component: plasma membrane. Lineage: Eukaryota; Metazoa; Chordata; Actinopteri; Pomacentridae. Gene Ontology annotation, biological process: inflammatory response; complement receptor mediated signaling pathway; positive regulation of cytosolic calcium ion concentration. The record is from RefSeq and is a predicted model, not a curated record. The coding region runs from base 148 to 1221 and encodes 357 amino acids. The transcript has 3 exons. Gene Ontology annotation, molecular function: complement receptor activity; G protein-coupled receptor activity.